Molecule: messenger RNA, 1458 nt
Organism: Solea senegalensis (Senegalese sole)
Lineage: Eukaryota; Metazoa; Chordata; Actinopteri; Pleuronectiformes; Soleidae
Gene: ftsj1
Product: FtsJ RNA 2'-O-methyltransferase 1
Exons: 10
Coding region: 5-1243 (412 amino acids)
Biological process (GO): tRNA methylation; cytoplasmic translation
Cellular component (GO): cytoplasm
Molecular function (GO): tRNA methyltransferase activity
Source: RefSeq, a predicted model, not a curated record
AUUGAUGCCAACCGCCGUAAAACAAAAACAAGAAGAAGAAGAAGAAGAAGAAGAAGAAGAAGAAGAAGAAGAAGAAGAACAUACCCCUGGUCCUUAUACGUUAUUUUCAACAGGCGCUUCGAGGACACCUCACAACACCACUCAAACGACACGUGAACAGAACCUGGUGGUCAGGAUGGGUCGCUCUUCCAAAGACAAGCGGGACAUUUACUACCGUCUAGCCAAAGAGGAGGGCUGGAGAGCAAGGAGCGCUUUUAAACUCCUGCAGCUCGACCAAGAAUUUAAUCUGUUCACAGGUGUGAACAGAGCAGUAGAUCUGUGUGCAGCCCCCGGCAGCUGGAGCCAGGUCCUCAGCCGCAAACUCAGAGGUCAGGAGGAGACGACUGAACAGGUGAAGAUUGUCGCUGUGGACCUUCAGGCCAUGGCUCCUCUGCCAGGGGUCACUCAGAUCCAGGGAGACAUCACCAAGGUGUCCACAGCUCAGGAGAUAAUCCGUCAUUUCGAGGGUCAUCCAGCCGACCUUGUGGUGUGUGAUGGAGCUCCAGAUGUAACUGGCCUCCACGAUGUGGAUGAGUACAUCCAGGCUCAGCUGCUGUUAGCUGCUCUCAAUAUCACCACGCAUGUCCUGAAACCUGGAGGAACGUUUGUGGCCAAAAUCUUCCGAGGUAAAGACGUGGUCCUGCUCUACUCUCAGCUGAAGAUCUUCUUCAGUGGUGUGACGUGUGCGAAGCCUCGCAGCAGCAGGAACUCCAGCAUCGGUGAGUUGACCGGCGACAGAUUUGACCUCAUUCAUGAACCCAUGAUGUGUGAACUGCUGAAACCCACGCUCUUCCUCUGUGUGUGUGUGUGUGUGUGUGUAGAGGCGUUUGUCGUGUGUCAGAAUUACUCUCCCCCUGAAGGUUACAUCCCCAACAUGUCCAACCCUCUGCUGGAUCACGCCUAUGAUGUGGACUUUAACCAGCUGGAGGGUCCAAACCGUGUCAUUGUGCCGUUCCUGGCCUGUGGUGACCUCAGCGCCUUUGACUCAGACAGGACUUACCCUCUGCAGCUGGAUUCUGAUAAACUGUACGAGUACACGCCCCCCACACAGCCGCCCAUCCAGCCUCCGUACCAGCAGGCCUGUCACCUCCGCAGAAACAACCUGCUGUCCAGAGAGGACACUGCGUCCAGAGAGGACACUGCGUCCAUCUGUCCAGAGACAGAGCGACUGAGCACACAAACAGCAGAGCAGUCUCACACUUAAUCAACAUCUUGCUUCUGUUGUAAUUGUGUUCUGAAUCACCGGAGUUAGUUUCUACAGUUGCGUCUGUUUUUAUGAAGAACUCUGUUUAUGUAAAAUGACUCGUUUUAGAUUUUAUAAAUAAAGUCAGUUUGUUGAACAGUGGUGAUGAAGUGUGAUCUGAUCGUCGUCUAAAAUGAAAAUCAAGUGUUUUAUUAAACUUUCACAGGUGACUGAAA